Molecule: messenger RNA, 927 nt
Organism: Manis pentadactyla (Chinese pangolin)
Lineage: Eukaryota; Metazoa; Chordata; Mammalia; Pholidota; Manidae
Gene: VIPR2
Product: vasoactive intestinal peptide receptor 2
Biological process (GO): adenylate cyclase-modulating G protein-coupled receptor signaling pathway; cell surface receptor signaling pathway
Cellular component (GO): plasma membrane
Molecular function (GO): vasoactive intestinal polypeptide receptor activity; peptide hormone binding; G protein-coupled peptide receptor activity
Source: RefSeq, a predicted model, not a curated record
AUGUACACGUUGGCUACAAGUCUGGUGCUCUUCCAGGACUACGUCAUGUCCAACUUCUACUGGCUGCUGGCCGAGGGGCUGCACCUGCAUGCCCUCCUGGUGGCCAUGCUCCCCAGCCACCGCUUCACAGCCUACCUCCUGAUUGGAUGGGGUGUCCCUACCAUCUGCACGAGGGCGUGGGCAGCCACCAGGCUCUCCUUAGAGGACACGGGUUGCUGGGAUACCGAUGACCACAGCAUUCCCUGGUGGGUUAUACGAACACCGAUUUUAAUUUCUAUUAUAGUAAGUCAACUUUGUCCUUCUUGUAUUAUACAAAUUUUACUGCAGAGGUUGACAUCCCCAGAUGUCGGUGGCAACAACCAGUCACAGUAUAAGAGGCUGACCAAGUCCACGCUGCUGCUCAUCCCACUGUUUGGAGUCCACUACGUGGUGUUUGCGGUGUUUCCCAUUGGCAUCUCCUCCACAUACCAGAUCCUGCUUGAAUUGUGCAUCAGAUUGUUUCAAGGCCUGGUGGUGGCGGUGCUCUACUGCUUCCUCAACAGCGAAGUGCAGGGCGAGCUGAGAAGAAAAUGGCGAGGCCUGUGCCGGCGCCAGCCCUCCAGCCGGGACCACAGGCUCCGCGGCUCAUCCGUCCUCCUGAGGAACGGCUCAGAGAGCGCCCUGCCGUGCAGCCACGGAUCCCGCGCCCCAUCCUUCCUGCAGCAGGCAGAGGCCGGCAGUCCCCGCGGAGAGCCGCCAGCCCAGGGAAAGUGCAUGAGGGUGUUCCCCGAGGAGCACAUCACCCCAGAGCCCCUCAGCCCCAGAACACACGUCUCAGGGACCACUGCAGGGGAGGCCACCAGUGGUGGUGGAGGCCUGCUCUGCUGCAGACACACCAGGUGGCUGCCCAGCUGUGUGUCUUCAGUGUGUGAGUGCCACACCCAGUGA